Lipotes vexillifer (Yangtze River dolphin) is the source of this 712-nucleotide messenger RNA. RefSeq names its product cysteine rich protein 2 (gene CRIP2). The coding region runs from base 86 to 712 and encodes 208 amino acids. Lineage: Eukaryota; Metazoa; Chordata; Mammalia; Artiodactyla; Lipotidae. The record is from RefSeq and is a predicted model, not a curated record. The transcript is spliced from 8 exons.
CGGUCGGGCGGGGCGGGCGGGCGGCGGCGGCGGCGGGGAGACAGGCGCGGGCGGAGGACACGGGCUGAACGGGCGCGCACCGACCAUGGCCUCCAAGUGCCCCAAGUGCGACAAGACCGUGUACUUCGCUGAGAAGGUGAGCUCCCUGGGCAAAGACUGGCACAGAUUCUGCCUCAGGUGCGAGCACUGCAGCAAGACGCUGACGCCAGGGGGCCACGCCGAGCAUGACGGGAAGCCCUUCUGCCACAAGCCCUGCUAUGCCACGCUGUUCGGACCCAAAGGGGUGAAUAUCGGAGGUGCCGGCUCCUACAUCUACGAGAAGCCCUCUGCCGAGAAACCGCAGGUCACUGGCCCCAUCGAGGUCCCUGUGGCCCGAGCUGAGGAGCGGAAGGCCAGCGGCCCCCCGAAGGGGCCCAGCAAAGCCUCCAGCGUCACCACGUUCACCGGAGAACCCAACAUGUGUCCUCGCUGCAACAAGAGGGUCUACUUUGCCGAGAAGGUGACGUCUCUGGGCAAGGACUGGCACCGGCCGUGCCUGCGCUGUGAGCGCUGCGGGAAGACGCUGACCCCAGGCGGGCACGCGGAGCACGACGGCCAGCCCUACUGCCACAAGCCCUGCUACGGAAUACUUUUCGGACCCAAGGGGGUGAACACCGGAGCUGUUGGCAGCUACAUCUAUGACAAGGACCCCGAGGGCAAGGUUCAGCCCUAG